AUGAUGAGCAUUGAUGGUAAAACAAAAGAUUCUUUAAAUGCUCGUCUUGAUCUUCAAGAAAUGGGUAUAAGACACAGGUAUCAUCCAGAAGAAGGAGAUAAUGGUAAGCUCUAUUUUAUCCCAGGCGAUUAUACAUUGUCAAAUGAUGAUAACAAAGCUUUAUGUCAAUGGUUAAUGGAGUUGAAAGUUCCAGAUGGGUACUCUGGAAAUUUAUCUCGAUGUGUGAAUACUUCAGAGCGUAAUAUUUCUGGUAUGAAAACUCAUGAUUGUCAUGUGUUCUUAGAGAGAUUACUUCCGUUUGUGGCGCGAGAUUUAUUGCCCAAAGAUGUAAGUGAGCCUUUAAUUGAAUUAUCGUACUUUUUCAAGGAAUUGUGUGCUAAAGUUUUAAGAGAAGAUGACUUGAAUCUUCUUGACAAACAAAUUGCCAUAACUCUAUGCAAGUUGGAAAAAAUAUUCCCUCCUGCUUUUUUUGACAUCAUGAUUCACCUAACUUGCCACUUGGCAUGGGAGGCAAAAGUGGCCGGUCCAGUACAAUUCAGGUGGAUGUAUCCUGUGGAAAGGUAUUUGCAUAAGCUAAAGACUUAUGUUCGUAAUAAGGCUCAUCCAGAAGGGUCUAUUGCCGAAGGUGUCUUGGGAGAUGAGUGUUUAAUAUUUUGCUCUCGCUAUUUGCAUCGAGUUGAAACUAAGUUUAAUAAAAGAGAUAGAAAUGACGAUGGAGGUCAACCGUCAUAUGAUGCAUCUCCGUUAUCUAUUUUCUCAACACCUGGUCGAGCUUUUGGGAAAGGUGUACUUAGAGAGAUGAGCAUCGAACUUCAUAAGGCUGCCACUCAUUAUGUCCUGCAAAAUUGUGAUGAAGCUUUUCCAUUUGUCCAAGAACAUAAGAACGUUCUAAUCCAGUCUAGUGUUGAUAAUGUGGAGGAGUCACAUAGGCUUCAAUUUUCAAACUGGAUUUCUAAAAGGGUCACAGAACUAUACAACGAUGGUAAAGUUAGUAAGCAAAUGCUUUCUUUGGCUCGAGGUCCUGAAAGGCGACGUGAUGAGAAUAAAAAAACACAAAAUAGUGGAGUUAUGGUUAAGGGGGAGAAUCAGAUUGACGAUGUGCCUUGGUAUGGAACCUUAGUAGAUAUUGUUGAACUCCGUUACACAGAAGGAAAUAGAGUUGUAUUGUUCAAUUGUGAUUGGUAUGACAUGGCACGAAAAGGAACAGGUUACAAGAUAGAUCGUUAUGGAAUAAUCACUGUUAAUACAACACGCAAGCUAAAUACUCAAGAGCCAUUCGUACUAGCAAGCCAAGCAACCCAAGUUUUUUAUGUGAAGGGGGUUAGAAAUAAAAUUUGGAGUUUUGUCGUGGAAACAAAUCCAAGAAAUGCUUAUGAGACGACUAAUGAUGAGAUUGAGCCAUACCAAGAAGCAGAGACUCAAAUUCAAAGCAUGCAUGCCAUCCAAAAUGAUGUUGAAGACAAUGAAAUUGAUUGA
Molecule: messenger RNA, 1476 nt
Organism: Prunus armeniaca (apricot)
Lineage: Eukaryota; Viridiplantae; Streptophyta; Magnoliopsida; Rosales; Rosaceae
Source: the annotation of a GenBank genome assembly